AUGUCAGAAGUAAAUGUAACAAAAGUUAUUGUAAAUAAUCCUAUAUGUGAUAUAUUAGACCCAUUUGUUUUUACUAUUGAAUUUGAAGCUUUGAAUAAAUUAGAAGCUGAUUUAGAAUGGAAAAUUUUCUACAUUUCGGCUGUAAAUAAUGAAGGAGAAAGUAAUCAAGAUAUUGAAUUAGAUAACAUUUUCCUAGGACCAAUUGAGAGAGGAGUUAUGAUGUUUGAUUAUGCUGUAAAUCCCCCUGACUAUAAAAAUAUGGAUAUUGAUAGCGUUUUAGGACUUCAAGCUAUUUUGAUAUCGGCAAAUUACAAAGAAAAGGAAUUCAUUAGAAUUGCAUAUUACAUGAAUUCAUUUUACAAAGAUAUGGAAUUAAGAGAGAAUCCUCCUGUAGUUCCACAAUAUGAUAAAAUAUGUCGUCAUAUAUUUGUUGAAAACCCUAGAAUUGUAAAAUUUAGCAUAGGUUGGGAUUCUGAAGAAAAAGAUGAAUUUAAAGAAUUUGAUAAAGAAAUUGAAAAAAUUGAAUUACUUAAUUGUACACAAAUUAAAGAUGAGAAUGAAAAUAAUUCAAAUAUAACUAAUCAAUCUACACAAGGAAAUUUUGUGCUUUCGAAUAAUGAUCCUAAUAAUAACAAUAAUAAUAAUAACAAUCCUAGUAUUACAUCAAGUAUGAUUUUUAAUAGUAAUAUUGUAAAUAAUAAUUUCAAUCAAAAUAAUUUCUUAAAAAAUAAUGAAUUGUCAUCUGAUUUAGACAAAUGUGAAAUUUUUAAUGCAAAUAUAAAUGGAAUUAGUAGAAUUACAAUUGACAAUAAAAACUCUUAA
Molecule: messenger RNA, 822 nt
Organism: Plasmodium falciparum 3D7
Lineage: Eukaryota; Apicomplexa; Aconoidasida; Haemosporida; Plasmodiidae
Product: histone chaperone ASF1
Biological process (GO): nucleosome disassembly; nucleosome assembly; chromatin organization
Cellular component (GO): nucleus
Molecular function (GO): histone binding
Source: RefSeq, a predicted model, not a curated record